GAACACGAAGACUUCCCAUAUCCCGACCACAAUGUCUUUUUACCACCCCUACGAAUCGCAAUUCAGCAGCUGCUACGAUUUCGCGAGUCCCUCUGAGUACGGCCCGGGAGCUUGUGUAACCGACUUCAUACCUGGGUGGGACGGCCUUUAUUUCAACCCGCCGUUCCCAGUGCUGGAAGGCACAGAACUGUACACCUCGGACGCCGCUGCAAUCCCGUUGCAGACGACGCGCGCGUACAACGGUGCGCUCGCCGCGGCGUCGACCAGCGCCGCUCAUCUCUCGCUAGCCGGCACAUUCCACCCCGUCCCGCCGGCACCGUCGGUUUCCUUCCAUGAGCUCCUCGGGAGCUUGCCGAUCGCUCCCCAAGUUCCGUCGCAGGCCUAUUUGGACGUAAAGGUCGAUACGGAAGACAACAUCGCCGUACCUGUUGCCACCUGGCCUCAAGUGGCCGCGAGCACUAGCUCGCAAGGAGCGACCGUGCAGGAAGAGGAGCUAGUCUGGGACGAGCCGUUCCGAGUGGUCAAGAACGAUAUUCGCAGACGAAAGAGAACGUGUAUACUCUGCAGAAUAACCGUGAACGACGACUCACGGAGUCGCGACAGACACGAGAUAACGUCAACACACCAGAGUCGACUGCCCCCAGAGAAGCGUAUUAAGCCUCUCAAGUGCACCCAAUGUCAUACAAUUUUCCAGAGCAAUCGGACCUCCUCAUUGCGCAGACAUCAGAAAAAAACUUGCAGAAAAUCUGUGGCCGAAAAUCAGGCUCGAUAACACACCGCGCAUUGUGUUCGUAACGCCUUUUCUCCUUUUGAGCUUCUCGUAGUUCUCGUGCUUGUGUAGUUGCUUUGCGAUGUACGCCACUGCUGUCGUCAUUCCAGGUUCGUGUUGUGUUGUAUUGCUGUCGGAUGUAUCCUCUGUUUAUUCUUAAUGCUAUCUUGGCUGUGUCCUGUUCGUUCGAGAUUAAAAGGAGUGAAUGAGUUUGGUCGAGCGACGGGGUUGAAUGUUGAACGACUGCGCCACCACCGUGGCGCAAGCGUCGCCGCGUC
Molecule: messenger RNA, 1047 nt
Organism: Rhodofomes roseus
Lineage: Eukaryota; Fungi; Basidiomycota; Agaricomycetes; Polyporales; Fomitopsidaceae
Exons: 3
Coding region: 32-772 (246 amino acids)
Source: RefSeq, a predicted model, not a curated record